ACUUGUUUGGGAGGCUCUUAGGCUGGAGUAGAUCACAUAUCUCUAGCAGUACCAACACCUCUUGCACACAAAGCUUCAACCUACUAUACUAGCAUUGACACUUUAACAGGAAAACAACACUUCCUUUCUGACAAUCCCAACACCAGGACCUAGAAAAGUCACACUGGUUAAGAGACUGACAACCAUGGCGGAGUACAAAGACUUCUUGGAUUUGUUCAGCGAUGAAAAUGACAUGGAUUAUAACUACACAGACCCCAUCUAUGUUGUGGAUAAACUGGUGAAUCUUUGUGCCACAGCUGAUGUGAACAGAUUUGGAGCCAAGUUCACACCAAUAUUGUACACCAUCAAUUUCCUGCUAAGCAUCAUUGGGAAUGGGCUGGUUCUGUGCAUUAUUUACAAAUACGAGAAGCUCACUUCCAUCACCAACAUCUUCCUCCUCAACCUGGUCAUCUCUGACCUGCUGUUCGCCUCCAGUUUGCCCUUCUGGGCCUUGUACCACCUCUAUGGGUGGAUCUUUGACUCGGUCAUGUGCAAGCUAGUGGGUAGCUUGUACUUCAUAGGAUUCUACAGCUCCAUCCUCUUCCUCACUCUCAUGACCUUUGACCGGUACCUGGCUGUGGUCCAUGCCAUCAACGCCCCCAAAUGGAGGAGGAAGAUCUACGCCUGUGUCUCCUCGGCAGUCGUGUGGUGUAUCAGCCUGCUGGCCAGUGUCAAGAAGUUGGUUCUAUACAAUGUCCGGGAGGAUCCUCGUGACGGAUACCUUUGUGAGGAGACGGGCUUCUCCAAUGCGAUCAUGAUAAAAUGGCAGCUGGUUGGUUACUAUCAGCAGUUUGUGAUCUUCUUCCUGUUUCCCUUGGCUAUGGUCAUGUACUGCUAUGUUAGAAUCACGGUCCGAAUCAUGUCAACCCAGAUGAGAGGGAAGUGCAGGGCAGUCAAGCUGAUUUUCGUGAUUAUAUUCACGUUUUUUGUGUGCUGGACCCCAUACAAUGUUGUAAUUCUGUUGAGGGCCCUCCAGAUCUCCACCAGUGAUGAUUCUGAGCCGUGUUCUGAAGUGCUUAACCACGCUGUGUAUGUCACUAGGAAUAUAGCAUACCUCUACUGUUGUGUGAGCCCUGUCUUUUACACGUUUGUUGGGAAAAAGUUUCAGAGUCACUUCUGGCAACUACUUGCAAAGCGCAUCCCAUGUCUGAAGAGACAUAUCAUGACUAGCCAAAGUGGCAACAGUAGAAUAACUUCUCAGAAAAGUCCACAUACCAUAUAUGAAUAUGAGAAAGGAACUGGUCUUCAAACCAGAGCAUAGGUUCCGGUACCCAUUUAGGGUGCCGGUACUGUUUAAAUUUAGGUGCAGGAUCUCCACAAUACUUUUGAGCUAAUAUUCUUUUUUUUUACCCCCUUUUUCAAUUACGAUCUUGUCUCAUUGCUGCAACUGCCCAACGGGCUCGGUAGAGUCAGACCUCCUCCGAAACAUGACCCGCCAAACCGCGCUCCUUAACCCGGCUGUACCAAUAUGUUCGGAGGAAACACAGCUCAUCUGAAGAUCCCAGCCAAACUCUCCCCUAACCCAGAUGGCCAAUUGUGCGUCGCACUAUGUGACUCCCUGUCACGACACAGCCUGGGGUCAAACCCAGGUCUGUAGUGACACCUCAAGCACUGCGAUGCAAUGCCUUAUAUGGCUGCAUCACUCAGGAGGCCCCUUGAGUUAAUGUUCUACAAGAGGAACAGGAGCUCAAGCAGUAGAACAUUUUGUGCUGGUACUUACAGUAGCUCUAGUGAGCUCCUGCCAGGUCAAAAACAUGCCAUUUAGCAGACACUUUUAUCCAAAUUGACUUAUGUAUGCAUACAUUCCACAUAUGGGUGGUCCUAGGAGUUGAACCCACAAUCCUGGCAUUGGAAGUGUCAGGCUCUACCAGGUUGAGCUACAGAGGACAAACUGUUGAUAUGAUUUGUAAAUGAUGUACAAGAUGUCUGAUAAGGUACAUGUUUUCCAUGAUGUUUAGCUCUGUUUGCAUGCUUUGAGGAGGGUUUUCUGUUCAUGUUCUCAGGGAAUUUCAGCGCAACACAAUGUGUACAUGCAAUUACAAUUAUGUGUACUUUUGCUUCUGACUUGAUGUACUCAACAUUUGUUGCUAAAUUGUAAGUUACAAUACAAAUUACAUUUUAAAUCAUUUGAUUCUAUAAAAGAAAGUGUACAUUUGAUUUGCUUCAGGAACUUGAGAUGUUACUAUCUUUGAAUCUUUGCAUUACAUUUCUAAUAAAAUAAAAUAAAUAUUUGUGCCUUGUA
Molecule: messenger RNA, 2281 nt
Organism: Oncorhynchus kisutch (coho salmon)
Lineage: Eukaryota; Metazoa; Chordata; Actinopteri; Salmoniformes; Salmonidae
Product: C-C chemokine receptor type 8
Exons: 2
Coding region: 185-1300 (371 amino acids)
Biological process (GO): G protein-coupled receptor signaling pathway; immune response; positive regulation of cytosolic calcium ion concentration
Cellular component (GO): external side of plasma membrane; membrane
Molecular function (GO): C-C chemokine binding; C-C chemokine receptor activity
Source: RefSeq, a predicted model, not a curated record